Molecule: messenger RNA, 1596 nt
Organism: Vicugna pacos (alpaca)
Lineage: Eukaryota; Metazoa; Chordata; Mammalia; Artiodactyla; Camelidae
Source: RefSeq, a predicted model, not a curated record
AUAGCCGCUAUUCUUUUGGGUUUUGUCAACUAGCCUUCAUACAGUCCAAGAAUGACCUGUGUGGGCUAGAGGAACCAAGGUGUAGGUUUUUGGUACAUUCGUAUUAGUUCUGAACAAACUCAAAUACUGCCUUUCUGUAGUUUUUGGAUAGUUUCUAAGUAGUCUGUUCCAUCUUCUCUCUUCUAGGUUGCUAGGAUGGACAGGGGCCACAGUGCGUUUUAUUAUCUUUGGCUGUUUUCUUUAGUCAUAUCUCUAGUCCUUCCCUCUGUCGUUUUAGCUGUACCUGUGUCCUUACAAAUCCCUUUAGGGCUCUCUUUGAUCCUUUAUCUGAUGCCCAUCCCCCCAUUUUCCCAGCCUCCCACUAGAUUCCUUAUCUUUGUCCAGGGGUGUUGUGUAUAUUACAGAGUCUGAUCAUUUCCAUCACAUGUGUCUCUUGGUAGUGCCAGGAAUUUUCCCACACACCAGCAACCAAUCACUUUUCUUCUUGUCAGAAGAAGCCAUCCUUGGGACUAUUGUGAAAGGGAAGACUUUAAGGCUGGAUUGAAGCUUAGCCUUUCCAUUCCCUUGCUUGAUACUCUGGGCAAGAUGUACAUGUCUGACCUGAACUGAAUUCUCAUCUCAACUCUCAGCAUCAUCACCAUGUUGAGCUGCCUCUUCCUCCUGAAGGCAUUUCUUGCUCUUGGGUCCCUGGCAUUCUGGGCAGCAGGAGAGCAUGUGAAAGAAGGAGAAUGCCCUCCGGAUAAGAACCCAUGCAAAGAGCUGUGCCAGGGGGAUGAAUCCUGUCCGGCCGGGCAGAAGUGCUGUAGCACAGGCUGUGGUCAGCUCUGCCAAGGAGGCAUCCCUGAGGGGAGGAAAGGAGACUGUCCCAGGGUUGCUCAGAAACAAUCCUGUGUUAAAAGGUGCGUCACUGAUGAGAUGUGUCCAGGUGUAAAGAAAUGCUGUGCAUUUGGCUGCAGCAGGAUCUGCGUCAUCCCAAUCCCUAAACAGAAGCUGGCACUGGGCUUGAGCACCUCUGGACCCCAGUGCACUGAUUCUGUCGCAGAGUUUGAAGGUGAAUGUCCUGCUGACCCACUUCCGUGUGAAGAGCUGUGUGAUGGAGACGCAUCCUGUCCCCAGGGGCAUAAAUGCUGCAGCACCGGCUGUGGCCACGCCUGCCGUGGUGACAUUAAGGGAGGGCGGGGUGGCGACUGUCCAAACAUCUUGGUGGGCCUGUGUAUUGUCAGCUGCAGGGUGGAUGAGAACUGCCAAGCUGGGGAGAAGUGCUGCAAGUCAGGCUGUGGCCGCUUCUGUGUCCCGCCAGUCCUGCCACCCCAACUGGCCCUGAACCCCAACUGGACCAUCCGGUCUGAUUCUGAAUUAGAGAUCCCAGGGCCCUCGCUGUCCUGAUAUGUCCUGAGCUUCUUUGGUGACUCCAGGGAGCUUGUCCUGCCAGCCAGGAGAGGAUGCUGUCCUGGGGCUUGUGACCCUCCCAGGGGCUUUCACUGCCCUCUCUGCUCUGCUUCUGUUCCUGCCGCUGCUCUGAGCAUGGGAAACACAGCCCUGGGCUUGGGCACUGGGGGUGUGGUGCUUCUUUUCCCUAAUAAAGGCUGGUGCUGA